Aspergillus chevalieri is the source of this 1212-nucleotide messenger RNA. RefSeq names its product NAD(P)/FAD-dependent oxidoreductase. The record is from RefSeq and is a predicted model, not a curated record. Bases 1 to 1212 code for a protein of 403 amino acids. Gene Ontology annotation, molecular function: (S)-2-hydroxyglutarate dehydrogenase activity; (S)-2-hydroxy-acid oxidase activity. The transcript has 3 exons. NCBI's taxonomy places the organism in Eukaryota, Fungi, Ascomycota, Eurotiomycetes, Eurotiales, Aspergillaceae. Gene Ontology annotation, cellular component: mitochondrion.
AUGGCGACCCGUGCCUGUCUUUCAGUUCCCCGGUCGUUCUCUUCGCAUCGCUGUUUCUCCAGCACGAGAGCGGCCGCCGCGGACGUCACCCAUGCGGUUAUUGGAGCAGGUGUUGUAGGUCUCGCAGUUGCGCGCCAGUUGGCCGCGAGGGAAGGGACAUCGACUAUUCUACUGGAGCGACAUGAUGCGCCUGGGACAGAGACGAGCAGUCGGAAUUCGGAGGUCAUUCAUGCCGGCUUAUACUACGGAGCCGACUCCCUCAAGACCAAGCUAUGUAUCGAAGGAAAACAGAUGAUGUACGACCUGUGCGCAAAACGCGGAAUUCCCCACAUUAACACCAGGAAGUGGAUCGUCGCGCAAACCGAAGAACAAUGGGAGGCAUCUCUCCGCGUCCACGAACACGCGCAGACCAUUGGCGUCCCGACACGGGUUGUGGGCCGCGACGAAGCACAAAGAAGAGAACCAGAGGUCCGCGCAGAGGCGGGUAUUGUUGAGAGUCCGACAACGGGAAUUGUCGACAGUCACUCACUGAUGACUUUCUUGCAAGGGGACCUCGAGGACCGUGGAGGUGACUGCGCGUUCCUGACGAGCGUGACGGGAAUCGAGGCGUUGAAUGGUGGUCGGAAUGGGUAUAAGAUUAUGGCUGUCUCGCCGGAUGGAGAGGAGACGAGCAUCACGGCGGAAACAUUGGUCAACAGUGCAGGGAACUCUGCGUGCUGGAUUAACAAUAUGGUUCUGCCGGAGGAGAGGCACCGGAUUCCCUACUAUGCUAAGGGCACCUAUUUCUCCUACUCUGCCUCGCAACCAAAAACGUCUGUUCUGGUGUAUCCGGCUACUUUGCCUGGUACUGGCGGUUUGGGAACCCAUCUUACAUUGGACAUGGGUGGUCGCAUUCGUUUUGGUCCUGAUGUCGAAUGGGUGGACGAUCCGACCGACCUGAGACCUAGUCCGGCGCGACUGCAGCAGGCGUUACCUGAGAUCCUAUCCUAUCUUCCUCGCGUCAACCCAGAAGCCAUUGAUCUGGAUUAUUGCGGGAUCCGGCCUAAACUGGGUCGCGGCGGCGCGGUGAAUACAGGAAAGGGUUUCCAGGACUUCAUUAUACAGGAGGAAGAGGGCUUCCCUGGGUUUAUUAACCUGCUGGGAAUUGAGAGCCCGGGGUUAACAAGCUCUCUUGCUAUUGGAAAGAUGGUCGAGGGUCUGCUGUAUAGAUAG